AUUGGUCUUUCUACAAAACUGGUAAUGUCUCAAAACAUCAAUUGGGAAGAACUUAUCUCUACAACUCUUGUUAACUUUAUCGAGCAAGUUAGUUUAUUCUGCUAUGCAUAGAAUUCUUUAUUUAAAAAUGAAAUCACAUAUUUCAUUUCUUUCUAUGGUCUAUUUGUUUCAAAAAUUUCAAUAAUUUCAUAAUUUGUUCCAUUAUCGCUCAUGUUCAGUCUCAGCUCUACAAACCAGAAGAUAUUGAGUAUCUUCACAAAGUGACAUGUAAUGAUUCAUCGAGUGCAUCUUUAUUAUUAUUACGUUUGAAGCAUUUGGUGCAAUCCUUAAGCUCUAUUGUAAGAGACCUCGAAACAAACUCUUCUGCAGCAGUUCACUUGAAUAAUUCAUACAUGGAAAUGAAACAGAAAAUUGAUGAAUUCAUUAAAAGUAAACGUCGAAAAGUGAAUUUAUUAAAUCGUAAAGAAUUUUGUGACACCGAAAGUGAAGAGAAUCAAGAUGGAUGUGCAAGGACAUGUUCUAUAGUAAAAAAACUAGAAAAUAAUAAAAGUCAUAUAAAAGUUGAACGCGUUUACAAUGAAAUUGGUCCUCAAAAUAUUCACUCUGACCGCGAGAAAGAAAUGUAUAAUCAGGAAUCGGAAAAGAAUACACUAUUAGAAAGAAUUGAAAAUAUGGAGAAUCAAUUAUUAUUAUUCAACGAUAAGAGGAGAUCGUGCCAUAUUUACGAAAGAAUUCAAGAUUUAGAAAGCAGAAUUGUUAAACUAGAAGAGACAAAUCCAGAAUAUAGAGUUCUAUUAAAAGAAGAAUGUAGUACAUGUUUAAAUAAUCGAAAAAAAAACUUUUUGGAUAAACAAGAAUUAUUAAAAGAAAUUGAUGAAAGAAUAAAUAGUUUAAAAGAUAAAAUUAGUUCAGACUAAUUAACAACUACUGUAAAU
This is a messenger RNA of Dimorphilus gyrociliatus, 935 nucleotides long. The record is from the annotation of a GenBank genome assembly. Lineage: Eukaryota; Metazoa; Annelida; Polychaeta; Dinophilidae.